AUGGAAGAGCCGCCACCCACUCAAUCAUUUUCUUUUGCUGAACUCUUCCUCGAAUCCGAUCAUUCGGUUCGUAAUCCGAAUGGAACAUGUUCUACUUACUUUCCACCACCAUUGAUAGCUUUUCGUUUUGGUUUGGUGACAGUGUUUGGAUCAAUCGUCGCGUUGAUCGGAAUGGUCGAAAAUCUCUUGCUCCUCUAUUUAUUUGCCUCAAGAAAACAUCACCGAACGAGCUACAAUCUUUACAUGAUGUUACUCGCCGUUUUCGAUACUUUUGUCUCUGGAGCGUAUGUGCCAUUAAUGUCGGUGAAUGUGGCCGGAGAUUUUUUCGAGGAUCCGUGGCUUGUCAAAAUUUGGUACUCUUACAUGCGGCCGAUCUACACGAUUUCUCAUGUUGGCUUGACGGCGUCCACAUUUCUCAUUGUAGCUGCUACUUUUGAAAGAUAUUGUAUAACGAUGAACUCACGUGCUUUGAAAUGGGCACAAAGGAAUCGACUAUUCAUCGCCUCUUUUGCGGUGAUCAUGGGAAUCUUUUCGAAAGGAACAAUUGGAUAUGAGUUGCUGUAUAUAACAGCCGAAGACUGCAAGGGAACGAUGAUGGAAAUCAGUUUGACGAAUCGAAAAUUCGUCUAUGAGACGCAAUAUCAUGAGUGGAUGCGUUUAUGGUACCGUAAUUUGGUGACAAUUGUGGCCCCAUUUCUCAUCUUGCUCAUCCUCAACUUUCUCAUUAUUCGAGCUCUCCGCCGUCAACCCCAAAUGACAGUCUGUUCUCAAUUGGCCGGCCCAGCCGCUGCGGAUAUUUCAAAACGAAAAAUGGCUCGCCGCAAUGCCACUAAAUCAUUGCUUUUGGUCGGAAUUUGUUAUCUCUUUGCGAAUGUUUUCCAUUUGGUGGCACUUGUUUGGGAACAAAAUGACUCGGAGGAUGCAAGGAAUCAACAUGAAGUUUGGUCCAAGGUGUAUGCCAUCUUGAUCGAUGUGGCAUCUCUUCUUUCGGUUGUCGCUUGUGCUUUUCGUUUGCCGAUUCUCAUUUCUUGUCAGCAACAACUUCGCGAGGAAGUUAAGACGAUUCUCCGGAAUGUGUUUUGUUGCAAAGUUGACAAAAAGCCACAAGAUGACAAUGAGAAAUUGGUGACAUCGGGACAAUCUUCGCAUACAACACAUGAAAAUGGAAUGGAGACAAGUAAUAAGGAAAAGAAAGAGAUCAGGGUUUGUCUCCCGGUUGAUGGAAAUGAUAAUGCGUUGAUCCCAUCGACAAAAAGUUUGAGCAAUGGAAAGCACUACUCGAUCGAUGGACUUCAAAUCUAUUUCCAUAACGGAAACGAGACUUUACUU
Mesorhabditis belari is the source of this 1329-nucleotide messenger RNA. The record is from the annotation of a GenBank genome assembly. NCBI's taxonomy places the organism in Eukaryota, Metazoa, Nematoda, Chromadorea, Rhabditida, Rhabditidae.